Dendrobium catenatum is the source of this 828-nucleotide messenger RNA. Its product is annotated as cysteine-rich repeat secretory protein 55. NCBI's taxonomy places the organism in Eukaryota, Viridiplantae, Streptophyta, Magnoliopsida, Asparagales, Orchidaceae. The record is from RefSeq and is a predicted model, not a curated record.
ACCACCACCAAUCCCCUGCAAUCCAACAUCAACUCCGUCCUCUCCGACCUCAUAAAAAGAAGCCCACAAUCCGGCUUCGCCAUCUCCUCCUACGGCCACGACACCGCCACCAUCUACGGCCUCUCCCGAUGCCGCGGAGACAUCCCACCCGACGCCUGCUCAGCCUGCAUCACCGGCGCCGCCACCCAACUCCCCUCCCUCUGCCCCAAUCGCACCGACGCCCGCAUCUGGUACGACUACUGCUUCCUCCGCUACGACGCCGAUAACUUCAUCGGCAAGUUAGACACCAGCAAUGGCUUAAUCCUAUACAACGUGAAGAACGCGACGGAUCCCGUGAGGUUUGACGGCGCGGUGAAGGAGCUUAUGGGCAGUGUGAAUGAAGCGGCGGUGGCGACUUACAGGAGGUUUGGUUGGGGUGUGACGGCGUUUACGAAGACAGUGACCAUUAGAGGGAUGGCUCAGUGCACGCGGGAUUUGCCGGCGGAGAGUUGUAGGGAGUGUUUGCUGUCGGCGGUGGGUUUGUUUCCGGAUUAUUGUAGUUAUCGUCAAGGUUGUCAGGUGCUGUAUAGCAGCUGCGUGGUGAGAUAUGAAAUUUAUGGCUUUUGGUAUAAGGACGAUGGGAAGAACAGUGAGGGAUACGAUGGAUUGGAGGGGAGAAUGAUUGUUCUGUGAUUCUGAUUUGGAAUUUAUGGUGUCCAUUAGUAUAUCAUGGUGAUAAUUAAUUAAGCUGGGUAUGUGGCUGUUAUGAUGGAUAAUGAACGGUUUAUGUAUUCUGUGAAUCUUUAUGGCAUUAUGGAACUUUUUUUAUAAUAUAUAUGACAGAUUCUG